This is a messenger RNA of Brienomyrus brachyistius, 6062 nucleotides long. It is a transcript of the gene mbnl2, whose product is annotated as muscleblind-like splicing regulator 2. The transcript is spliced from 10 exons. Bases 1071 to 2219 code for a protein of 382 amino acids. The record is from RefSeq and is a predicted model, not a curated record. Gene Ontology annotation, molecular function: metal ion binding. NCBI's taxonomy places the organism in Eukaryota, Metazoa, Chordata, Actinopteri, Osteoglossiformes, Mormyridae.
CAACUAAUUUGUGGCAGUUUUGUAUAUAAAAACCCAGCGGGUAUCGUGGACAGAUACGUGUAGAUGCAGAUAUGGAACCAAUUAUAGUCGAUGUGUGGCCAACCCCUUCCAGUAAGCCUUAUUUUUUACGAGCUGUCAGAAGGUCUUGUAGCUCGUCCAGCCGUAGCGCAGAAAGAGGAAAUAAAGCAGGCGUCCGUUUGCGGAAUGUAUUUCGCUUUAACUCACCAGAGUGUUUCUUUUUAAUAAACAGUAGGCCUUAAUUAAACAGUUUUUUUUUAUUUUUUAUUCUUUUAAUUUUAACUUGAAGUCUUGUUUUCGGCAGUUCGGUGGGCCCGAGUCGGCUUCUUGCUGCGGGAGACUAUGAGCAGGUGAUGAAGGUGAGAUCGUGAACUGAAAGUGCCUUGUCAAACCACGUCCUACUUGAAGCUGCUGCCCUUCUGGAAGGGACCGUAGGCUGAGCCGCACAGGACGAUACCUCAGCCGCGACGCCCUGUCGCUCAUCGCGCUCUGGCCUGGCUCCCCGCGACAGAGACGCGCUCCAUCAGACAGCUCACACUGCGGAGUGGGAAACCCCGCCAAAGCACAAGAGGAAGGGGAGACUCCCCUGGAACGCUUUAAUCAAUACCAGCACGCAGUCUGCCUGCACUUAAUAUUCUAUCAAGGAGUGCCAUAGCCUCGAAAUAGCAGUAGCCCGCCGGCAGAAGGACGCACGCUCCUGGACGGUCGGUCAGUCUAGUGCGUUACUGAGCAUGUUCUUUUUUCGGGCCAGCCUGUGGGACACUCUUAUUGAUGAGUAGCUGUUCACUAAUAGAUAGCUCUCUCCGCCCCCCCAUGCUGCUGCCUUGUGGGUUGUCGCUCCACUGUCUGUGAUCUGAAUUUUUUAUUUUUUUUUCUGCAAACAAGCAGGUGGCCAGCUCCCGAAUUUCUAAACACUCCACCUCCCACCCACAUGCGCAUUGCUUUUAAAUACACCUUUUAAACCAAUAGAAAUUCUCUGUCUCUUUCCUCUCUUUCUCUGUUUUCCCCAAACCUCCAUAGCCCCCCUCCCAAAAAAAAAAAAAGUUUUUGAUAUGGCUUUAAACAUUACUUCAAUAAGAGACACAAAAUGGCUGACACUGGAAGUGUGCCGGCAGUUUCAGAGGGGAACCUGUUCACGUAGUGACGAGGAAUGCAAAUUUGCACACCCACCCAAGAGCUGCCAGGUGGAAAAUGGAAGAGUUAUUGCCUGCUUUGACUCGCUAAAGGGCCGAUGCACGAGAGAGAACUGCAAAUACCUUCACCCACCAGCACACUUGAAGACCCAACUCGAAAUAAACGGACGGAACAACCUGAUCCAGCAGAAGACGGCGGCGGCCAUGUUGGCCCAGCAGAUGCAGUUCAUGAUCCCGGGCACCAGCAUGCAGCCCAUGCCUACAUUUCCGGUAACCCAAGGUCUAGGAACGAGCCCCGGAAUCAGCUACACCCCCUACCUGAGCCCCGUCAGCCAUGGGAUGGGACUGGUUCCCGCGGAGAUGCUGCCCAGCACCUCGGUCAUCGUGCCCGGCAGCCCGCCCGUCACGAUGCAGGGCUCCUCUUCCACCCAGAAGCUGCUGCGCACCGAUAAGCUGGAGGUGUGCCGCGAAUUCCAGCGCGGUAACUGUGCACGGGGCGAGACCGACUGCCGCUUCGCACAUCCCAGCGACAGCCCCAUGAUUGACACGAGCGACAACACGGUCACUGUCUGCAUGGACUACAUCAAGAGCCGCUGCUCCCGCGAGAAGUGCAAGUACUUCCACCCGCCGGCACACCUGCAGGCCAAGAUCAAGGCCGCGCAGCACCAGGCCAGUCAGACCGCCGUAGCCGCGCAAGCGGCUGCCGCAGCCAUGACUCAGUCGACUGCCAAAGCAAUGAAGCGACCCCUCGAGGCAACUGUAGAUCUGGCCUUCCCGCACGGCAUGCUGCAGCCCCUCCCUAAGCGGCCCGCUCUGGAGAAGAGUAACGGCACCAGCGCACUCUUCAGUCCCAGCGUUUUGCACUACCAGCAGGCCCUGGCCAGCGCACAGCUCCAGCAACCUGCCACCUUCUUCCCCACAGGGUCAGUCUUGUGCAUGACUCCUGCUACCAGCAUUGUACCCAUGAUGUACAGUGCUACGCCUGCUACUGUCUCUGCAGCAACAACUCCUGCCACAAGUGUCCCCUACGCAGCAACAGCACCAGCCAAUCAGAUCAUCCUGAAGUAACGAUCCAGAAAGGAGCGGAUUGUCCAGAUGCUGCACUAAGAAGCUCGAGACAGUCCUUCUGUAAAUACUACCUUUCAUCUUCACUAGAGCUACAGCAACCUGCAUGCUAAGCGUAUAACAAAUAAGGAUGAAUCAUUAACUGUAACAUUGAGUGCUGUUGUAAUAUAUACAAAUAAUGUAUAUGUAUUGCUAGGAAAAUUAUCGACAUGUAAAUGAUACAGUCAAAAAAGAUGAUGUACAUACAUUAUAUGGAUGAAGGUGAAAAUUCAUCUUAAUGAUUGUUUGCAGAUGUUCUCUAAAUAUUGUGGGAUACAUUCUUAUUUGGGGGUUGUUUUUAAAACUCUGCACAAACUUCAUCCUUGGGAAACACCUGAUUUGCACUGUCGGGGAAAGAAAGAAAAAAAUAUUUUUAAAAAGUGCUUAGUGUUAAGCUGCAGAUGGUUUUGAACAGGAAAAACAAGGACCGUAAUGCCCUUUGUGGUGAAGUCCUAGAUGUUCAUUCGUUGCACUUGACUCGUGAGUCAGGCUGAAGGGAUAGAGCACUCCUUUCAUUCUUAUUUCUUAAAACCCUGAAUGUCAUAGUAGAUACCCUGGUAUUUAUCUGGUGGUUGGCUGCUUUACUGUGGUGUCACUGCUCCCCCUCCUGGCUCCUUUAUGCUCCUGCAAGAGGCGGCGAAGGUAUUUCCCGUACCUCUCCUCAGCAGAGCUGCGCUACUGCUAGCCACCACUGGAGUGCGCACUGCCAAAUAAAAGCUGAAGAGCGAGUCUGAGACAUGCUGAUGGUGGGCACCGGCUCGUAAAUUGCUCCCCCCCCCCCCCCCCCCGAUGUCAUUUCGCCUAAGCUACAACAGGCCUGCGUCACAGCUUUGGAAGAGCAUCUCCUUGAGCCAAAAAAGUGUUUUAUUUUUUUAAGGGAUGAGGUGGUAUCGUGGCCAUCAGCAGGUGGUUUGCCUCCAGUAUUGUGCCAAGGGCUUAGCCGAGCCGGAGAGCUGGUGAGACGCCAAGCUACUCGUGUCCGUCUCGAUGUCUGCAGGCAGACUGGAAUAAGCAUACCGCCAAACAGUAGACUGGGAUACCGGUGUCUGGUGUGCCGUGGGCCUCUGUGGGAGGGGUGCCUAGCCUAAGCGCCGGAGCUAUGGGGCAGUGACACGAACUACAGGGCCAGGCUCACUUAAGGUGCAUCAGAUGGUUCCUGUCAAGCAGGACGGCUUCCGUCGGGGGAGAGAAGCCGCCGGAGACGGCGGCCGCUCUUCUGCUGUCUGCGAUAACGCUGCUCCGUCUCAGAAAGCGUAGAAGUGCCUAAAAAGUUACACACGACAAGCGUGUCAAAGACUAUUUGCCGAAAAAAAAUGUGCGAGAGAGUGUAAAGGAAUAUCACGAGUCUCUUAAGAUAUUAAAAACAGAACCUUAUGUACGCGUCACACUUCAUUCAGUUUCACGGUUAAAGGCACACUGAUGCGUUUUCAUGUUAUUACCAAUGAUACAAUAAUUAUCGCAACCUGCAAGUCUGUAGGAAACGAAUGGAGACCCACUUGGGCUGGAUGUUUCGUAACACACCGGUGGUUCGCAUUAUGUUCUACAUGUAGUUUACAUGGCAGAAGUGACUGAAAGCAGCGAGUGAGUACAGGACGUGUCUAGUUAUGCAUUUAAUGCUUGUAAUUCAUUCGUGUCUUAGUGUUAACCGUCAUUGCAAUGUAUUCAAAACAAAUGUAGCUCGUUUUGUGUAAUGACCAUUAGAGUAUUUCAGUUCAGCGUAUCACAGUAACAGUCUAUCGUCUUAAUGACCUGAUGGUCUAACAUUUAAUCACGAACACAUAGUCCAACUACCAUAUUAUUACCUAAUAUAUUUUGUAAAUUUUAACCUCAAGUCACAUUCAGUACUGUCUAAGACAAAUAACAUCACAUUACAGCCCUUAUAUCCCGCUUUUCUUUUCUGAGUGUGUGUGUGAGUGUGUGUGUGUAAAAGAAGAAAAUCCUAUCAGAAUCAUGAUAUAUUUUCAUGGUGCUUGAUUAACACAGACAAUCCACAGUGAGGCUCCUUUAGUUCAGCAUAUAUACGGCACUAUUCUGGUUUUUUCCCCACUUUUAAGUGCAAGAUAUUUUUUUCUUCUUCUUCACAAAAGUUACAGUUUUAAUGUAAUUUUUGAUGUGGAAAGUGAUUAAAUAUAUUUUGUCAUGAUUUUUUUUUUGUUAAAUAUUAGUAAUAGAAUGAUGUUGUAACCUAUUAUAUUUUAAACUGAAUGUAAUUUAUUAAGAUGUGCUUUGUUCUGCUGGUGGUUCCUCAAAAGGCCAGUCCUGUUCGAUCAGCCAGUGAGACGUCUGUCUGUAAUCAGAGAGGGAAUGUGAGAGCUACCAAUCAGAAGCUCCGGGUCUUUUUCCCGUCACCCCGCCUUGCCACCAACACAGGACAGCGCAUUACAGUAUGAGCAAGGCUUUAGAAUUGCUUGUAUUAUAUAAAAAAUGUUUAUUGUAUAGGUAACAUUUUACCAAAAAACAAGGAAAAAUUUAAAAAGACGUACUUUUCACUGUAGUAUGGUAGUAUUUCAUAACAAUAUUAAGUUGUUGCCGUGGCAACUUAUAGUUGCAAUGACUAAAGUCCUGUAUUUUUGUAAAUGAUGUUAUUGUUAAGUUGACCUUUUUCCUAGUACACUGUACCACAAUAGAUUGUAUAACAGAUAUCAGAACAUUUCCUACGUUAUGUCAAGACUAUAUACAGUAAUAAUUUGAGUAGCAUUUAAUCUCUUCUUUAUCAAUAUAUAUUUCUUUUCAUUUAUGAAGCUAAGUAAGAUCUUACCAAUGACAUUUAGUAUGAAAAUGUAUCUUAGGUAAUAUUCUGUCCCACCUACAAAAUAGCCAAGCAGAGAAUCUCUCUCUUACUCGUGUAGUAAUGUUAUAAGGAAUCGCUGGCGCCAUAACAACCAGCAGAAACGAAUAAUCACGUGAAAGUAGUGUUUGACAGUUUCACUGGCGUUUAGGUUUGCACUAUGUUCCAAUGAUGAUAUAAUUAUUGUAUAUUGUGUAGGGUAUGGCAAAGUUGACAUUGAGAUUUUGUUAAUACUGUAACUGUUAUCACUUGUUACCUGUUACUAUCAGUGAAUCUGUCUCCGGUUGACAUCUUUCUCGAUAAAUCUUCACAAACUGAAUGCUUAUUUCAAUAAGAAUUGUGUUGAAUGUCACUAAUAAUACAAAGAUGUGUCUGAGGCAACCGUAAGCUUGUCUCCAGUCAUUACAAAAUAACAAAAUGUUUUGAAUGCAGAGUAAAAAUGUACUGACGCUGAAUGAUUUGAUGGUGAGAGAAAUGAUUAAGCACUUUCUGAGCAGACAGUGAACUGCUCAGACCUGGCUUAUCGGUAAACUUUGCCUUACCUUUAGUGUAUUGUUCUUAAGAUUUCAUGUUUCAGAGUUCUUAAACUAUAAUGGGUUGUACAUGGUCUACUGAAAUUACUCCUUCAUUCAUGGUGCAUUAGCCUUUUGGGUGCAAGGCCUAAAUGGUGGAUGGCUGUGAAGCAAGAAGCCGUUCAGUAUCACGUUCCUUCAGGGUGAGGAGCCUGAUGGUGAAGCAACUAUGGCCUGUGUGUCACACAAAACAUGCAAAAGUACUGCGGGUGUAAUAUUUCAACUGCUGUGUCACUUGAUUCCAUCUGUAAUACAGUAGUCCAUCUACAUGGCAAAGAGAAAGAAAGGCAAAAAUGUUAAAGGAGCCCUUUUUGGAUUCUAUUAGUUUUAUGUAACCAUUUUUACAUGUUUUAUUUGUGCAUAUAUUAUAUAGUUAAAAUGUUUUGGUUCUUGCAAAAAUGGUGUAAAACCUAUUAAGACAAAACAAAUAAAAAUACAAUAAUACAA